This is a messenger RNA of Dipodomys ordii (Ord's kangaroo rat), 2932 nucleotides long. RefSeq names its product protein Jade-3-like. Gene Ontology annotation, biological process: regulation of transcription by RNA polymerase II. The record is from RefSeq and is a predicted model, not a curated record. The transcript has 8 exons. The coding region runs from base 1 to 2367 and encodes 788 amino acids. Gene Ontology annotation, cellular component: histone acetyltransferase complex. Lineage: Eukaryota; Metazoa; Chordata; Mammalia; Rodentia; Heteromyidae.
AUGUGCAAUGUAUCUUCCCAGGUAUUCCGGAAGGACCUCAUCAGCGCUAUGAAAAUUCCAGAUACUCACCACAUUAAUCCUGAUAGCUAUUACCUCUUUACUGACACAUGGAAAGAAGAAUGGGAAAAGGGAGUCCAGGUCCCAGCCAGUCUGGACACUCUGCCAGAGCCUAGUAUCAGGAUUAUAUCUGAGAAGGUAAAUAGUGUUCCCUUUGUCCUACCUCGGAAAUACAUUCGUUGCUCCAGCCCAGACCCUGAAGAGCCUGGCUUUGUCAAUAUCAUGGAGUUGUCAGCAGCUACAUGUCGCUAUGAUCUGGAUGACAUGGAUAUCAUUUGGCUUCAAGAACUCAAUCAUGACCUUACAGAAAUGGGUCAAGAGUCAGUUAAUGAGACACUUAUGGAAAAGGUCAUAGAAGCCCUGGAACAUCUUUGCCAUGAACGCAUGAGCCAUGCUAUUAAGACAGUAGAAGGAUUAGGCAUAGAGUAUGAUGAAGAUGUGAUCUGUGAUGUGUGCCGCUCUCCAGACAGUGAAGAAGGGAAUGAUAUGGUAUUCUGUGAUAAGUGUAACAUCUGUGUGCAUCAGGCCUGCUAUGGUAUCCUCAAGAUCCCACCAGGCAACUGGCUGUGUCGUUCCUGUGUUCUGGGUAUUCGUCCAAAGUGUCUAUUGUGUCCAAAGAAAGGUGGAGCCUUGAAAUCUACCAGGAGUGGGAGUAAAUGGGCUCAUGUCAGUUGUGCUCUAUGGAUUCCAGAGGUCAGCAUUGCUUGUCCUGAAAGGAUGGAACCGAUCAUAAAGAUAUCCCACAUACCACCUAGCCGAUGGGCCUUAGUUUGCACCCUGUGCAAGUUGAAGACAGGAGCUUGUAUUCAGUGCUCUGUAAGAAGCUGCACCACAGCUUUUCAUGUCACCUGUGCCUUUGAGCACAACCUAGAUAUGAAGACCGUCCUAGAUGAUAGCGACGAAGUAAAGUUCAAGUCAUUCUGUCUCAAGCACAGCCAAAACAGGCAGUCACUUGGGGAGGUUGAGCCCCACAACCACAGAGCUGCCGAACCAAGCCAGACCAAGAAUGAGAAAAAUAACGUGAGGGCACAGAAGCUUCGUGAACUAGAAGAAGAGUUCUAUUCCUUUGUGAAAGCAGAAGAUGUGGCUGCAGAACUAGAGCUACCCAUGGAAACUGUGGACUUUAUCUAUAACUAUUGGAAACUCAAGCGCAAAAGCAACUUCAACAAACCAUUAUUUCCUCCCAAGUUGGAAGAAGAAAACAUCCUGGUACAGCCAAAAGAAGAAAAUAUUCACACUCGCAUGAGAAUGUUUAUGCACCUGCGACAGGACUUGGAGAGGGUCCGAAAUCUGUGCUACAUGAUAAGCAGAAGAGAGAAGCUGAAACUCUCUCAGAACAAGUUACAGGAGCAGAUCUUCAACUUGCAAGCCCAGAUUAUGCACGACGAAAUUGCUACAGGAUCUUCUUUGACAAAUGCACUGGAGAAUGCACUAUUUUCCUCACCAUCAAAAGUUGCCUUAAAGUCGGGGGCCAGACCAAUACCAGAAGAUUGCAGAAAUGGCACCAUAGAGACUGAUCAUCGACCCUGCUCCCCUAGCAGUGGCUUGCUUACUCUCAGUAAAAGAAGCCUACAGGUGCCUGAAGAGCCACUGGACCUGCAAGUGAAAUCAUAUUCAAUGCCUCCACUAGAAAGCAAGAAAAACUGUUUGCUCGACAGCCUCAACCACUCUCAGAAUGAAGCCAACAGUCCCAGUCCUACUCAGAAAUCUCCAUCUUCUGAGCUUUCUCAUGGGUCGUCAGUGGAGGUGGAAAAGUCUCCAGUCUUUGAGGCUGUCCUCUAUGGACAGUCUCGUAGCAACAAUGGAAAUAGUGAGCCUAGCCCCAAGUCUGCCAAGUCAAAUGGCCUUGAGGACAAUCUGCCUGUGAAAGUCAUCCAGGAAGCUAGUGCUAGUGAGAUACUCGGUAACCAGGAGCCCAUGGUAGGCUCCCACUUAGCUGGUCAGAGUAGCUUUAGAAAAUCAACUGUGGAAAAAUUCAGAUCCUUUAAAGAAACAACCAAAAAAUGGAGAAGGAGCACUGAGGGCCCCCGAUGCUAUGUGAAACCAACUAAGAAUAUAAAUCCUAAAGAUCAGUUCCGGGGUAGGCAGCUUCUCAGGCGAUCCUCUGAGAAAGCUGCAUAUCCAGAGACCGAUGGUUAUUGCCCAGAUUUGGAACUGAGUGAUUCCGAGAGCAAAAGUGAUGGAAGUAAGGAAAAAGACCUUGUAAACAAAGAUAGCUCAGACAAGGAAAGCCCUCCUCAGGAUUCUGAACAGGAUUGCCAUAGGGAAAGCGAGGUACAUCCUCUUCCCCAUGGUUCAAUGCAGAGAUGAUUAAAAACUGCCAGUAGUCCAAUAUUUGCCCCAGUUACUGGGACAAAUCCAAACACCAAAUGAUUCUGGCAUAUAUUAGGAGGAAAUACAGUAAAAGGGAAUUUUUUCCACAGUAAAUUGAAUUGCAGUAUUUGAAAAGGUUUCAAGUCUUAAUUUUUACAAGUAUAUAGUAAGAUUAUGUCUGGAAGUUGGUUUGUCAGAGGUUGGUUUGGAAACAGCUAGGUCCAGAGUUAUUUGUUCAGUGAAUGCUCAGGGACUGCUUUCCAGUUACAUUAACAUACUGCUAAGUAUGUAUUAAGGGUCCUUACAUUGCUAAUGGUCUCUGUUUAUGUAUUAAGGGUCCUUACAUUGCUAAUGGUUUACAAGAGACCAUGAUUAUCAGACACUAAAACUACUUACUAUUUGAAACUACAAUAUAAUUCCCAGAGCUCCAGUCUCUGGAAAGUUUCUAAUACUGGUGUCUCAAGGGAGAGACUGGGAGAGAUUAUCUAUCAGAUACUGUCAAGCUCACUACCCUCUUCCUUUGCUUCUGGCUAGGUGGAGUUUCUUUGACAGAAUCAUAACU